CAACAUUUAAAAGACGUUGCAAGAAAUGGCGUCUUUUCAAACUAGCUGAAAACUAUUUCGCGCUAAAAGUAUUCAUUUAAAGUAAUUGUUAUGUGAAUUUUAGGGCUAUAUAAUAUUUUAAAAUGGACACAAAUAAAUUAAUAAAAAAUGUAAACAAUCUGAGGGACUAUAUUUCAGUGACUGAAAAUGCUAACAGUCUUAAAAACAGUAAAAUUCAAUUCAACAUGUCGACCAUACUAGCGUUAAAGAAAAUUCGUUCUUUCGAAAUUGAAUAUUUUAAUAAACACGAUGAAAAUGGUUUUGCGAUAGUACUGUUUCAAAUGAUGAUUAAUUUGCAACCAUCGAAGACUUGGGGAGUUCUGGGUAAGGAAUUGGUAAAUCUUCUGCAGUACUGGUUGGAUGCCGUGCGGAAGCACUUGAUAAGUCACAAUUCGCAUUGGUGGACGUUUUUGAAAGUUCUCCUUAAAUUGUUGAAGGAUAUCAGAGUAAAAGACCCCUCAUUACCAAAUUGCCUAGUGGAAAACACAGCAGAGUGUCUCUUAGAUCUGUCCACAAACAGUCGACCUGAUGCAUUCCAGAAAUUAGAAAUAUUGCACUGCCUGAACAUUAUAUGUGCUGAAUCUAGUCGAGAAAUAAGAUUUGCCUUACGAAACAAGUUUGGGAAUUAUUUCAUAAAGUUAGCAAGUUACAUGUCGUCUUGUGGCUACCUCCCAUGUCAGUUUGUUACCUUGGAGACGUUACUCCGGUGGCUGGUCCCUCGUAACCAACCAGAGCUGAGGGCUACCUCGGCCGCGUACUGGUUCCCUGAGGGCAUGUACUCCAGGCAGGCGGUUGAUAUAUUCCUUGAAAGGCCCUGGAUGAAUUUCUUUCAGGAUGCCAGAGAUUUUCUGAAUGCACACAACAGUACCAACGAUUUAAUAGUCUCAGUUAUAUGCCAAAGGUUUUGUAUAGGCGAAAUAAUGCUCAUAUCUGGCACGGAGAAGCAGCAGUCCUGGUUGGAUAUCAACAGCACCGGUCGCUGUCUCUCGGUUCUGCUAGACCCUCAGCUGCUGGGCAGGUUCGGCCCGAUCGACCACAAGUCCUGCGAGACUGUUCUCAUCACUAAUGAUGCAGCGCAGACGGUUGUCCUUAAGAGGGAUUCAUCGAAGCCAACGAUUUCUAUACAAAUGCUAUCCCCACCCCAAGUGCACCCUUCCAUGAUCAGCGUUGGGACCAGCGCCCCCACGCACGUGGAGCUCGCGGUCAGCGCCCGGACUGACACGAGGAAGCUGGACCACGCGCUCAGGAGUGUACUGGCUGAUAAAUAUCAGCUACUGUUGGACUUGGAGCAUGAUCCACAUCCGUCACCACAAAGCUCUGUACAGAACUCUAAGAAAAUGGGUUCUAGUUCGGAAGGCGACACAAGAUUUUCUCAUCCAGCUGAAGUAAGACGUAAAAAACGUUCAGGUUAUGUCGUGAGAUCAAACAAACCGCAUUCGUGGAAGUCACCAUCGACAGCUUCCACCAGUUCAUUGGCACAGCUACACGACAAGCUAGCCGCGUUGCCUCUGUACAAAUACGACAGAGAUCCGGUAAGCGUCUGCGCUCACCCCGAACUGUCCAUAGUGACAGAGGUCAGCGAGACUGACGAUAGACAAAGUCUAAACACGGCAAGCACAUUGAAAUUUAAACCUUACGGAGUUUGCACUAGAGAUAAUAAUAAUUUUGAUGGGAUUCGCAAAUCUCAGAGCGACGGUGAACUAAAGACCAGGUCCAAGGAUAGGAGGCUUUCUCCGGCCAUUCACGAAGGACACUCGACCAGCUGCCUCCUUGUAGCCACAGUAGGCUCAGCCGAUGAUUCAGUAAUAAACGAUACUAUAGAACGUUUAUCGAAAUCAAAGGAUUUCAAUGCAGAUAAAAUUGUUGAUUUGCUAGUCAAAGAAGCGUUGCAUUCAAACGAAAUUGAUUCAGUUAACGACAGCGGUAUUAAUACGGAUGAUAAAAGAAAUGCAGACGCUAACCAAGAAAGUAGUGAUGCUAUAGAUAAUACGCCAUUUGCUGAUGCAGUCCGAGAAUAUCAGAAAAUUAAUGUAAAUAAGAAGAAAGGUCGUGUGGUCAUCAGUAAGUCAUCUACGACAGACGAAUCUAAUACUGACGCUAUAAGCGAAACUAACUUCGUGAAUAGCAGAAGAAGGACUACAAAACCUACUGAAGAACAUUCUAGAGUAGAUGAAGUUAAAACUUUUGACGUUGAAGAAGUCGAAGAGUUUUUUAAUCAGCACUUCGCUCAGAACGCAGCCGGUGAUGUCAUGAUAAGUCCCACUUUGGCCAAGAAGAUUAACGAAUCUAGUUCAGACUCUAAUGAUAGCUUCGAAAAUUACAUUGUAAUGAAUGAAAUCAAUGAUAAUGAUAACCUCAAUAUUAAUGAUAAUGAUGUUAUUGAAUGUCUAAAUAGCAUGGUGGAUAAAGUGUGCAGUGAUUUCGACAAAUGUACCGAAUAUCUAACUCAAUCCCAGAUGAUGCUUAGAUUCAGUGAUAAAGGUAAUGAUUCUCAACAACAUAAGGAUAAAGAUGGAAAAGAUAAAACAAGUAAGAAAGCAUCAAAGAAAGGUAUUAAGUUGAAAUAUAAAAUCAACACUAAAACAGAGAAGAAAGUUAGACAAAAGAAUGCUAGUAAAAAAACAACGUCGACAAUCGAAGAUGCCGUAGAAGAUAUUGAUGAAUUGAAAGAUAAAAGUAAUUUAUUAAAUAAUGAAAAAUCGAAAGAUUUCGAUCGAUUUCCGAAAAUCAUCUCUAGAGCUGAUUUUGAUUUGAAUGACGCACAGAAAGAUAAUCUCAGUAAUGAUAAUCAUAUAAGUCCUAUACCAAAUGAGGAAGCGAAACGUAACAGCACACCGCUACAACGUAGAAAACGUAAAUUAUAUUCGCCGAAAGAUGAAACGGUCGAACGAGUUCGAACUCCAGCCAUUUUAUCGGACACCGAGGAGGAUGUGACUUUAUCUGAAUUAAAAAAUACAAAAAAACGCCCUCCGAAAUACACGGCUACCAGCUACAAAGAUAUAGAAAAGGAACGCAAAAAACAAAUUCGGAAACCACGAAACAGAAGAUCUAAAUGUACAGUAGAAACGCCUUCGCCGCGUACUUUGAAAUUGAGUAGAAUGUUUGAUAAACUCAAGGAGACCGUCGAAAGUAAUGAGAGAAUUCAAUUGGCUGAUAGGACUUCGAAAAGGAUUGAGGUUUACAAUUUCACGAGUGACAGCGAUGAUGAUUUCGUUAUGAAUAAACGGACGAUUUCAAAACGCAAUAGCGCGACAACUGUUGGCAGUGUAGAAUCUGCGACCACAGUGAGGGGCAAGCGUCCCAAGAAACGAAUAAAUUACAACGAAAAUAAGAUAGGCACGGGUAAAAGAGAACCUAAACCGAAAAACGUUAAACCGAAUAAACAAUCCAACAAACCCACAAGAAUGCCUCUUGAUCGGGAUUUGAUUGACGAAAGAAUGAGAGAGGCAGCACCAGAAGAGUUGAACACGUCACUCGUAAUUGAACAGCCACAAAAGGAAUAUUCUGUGCCGGAGCUAGUUUUAAAAGAACCUCCGAAGAUUGAAGCCAUCGACGAGGGUAACGCGAAAAAUGAAAUUUCCAAAAAGAGAAGUAAAAAAAAAGAUUUAUCAUCGAAAACGAAAUUGGCGACCGGCAAACUUAAUACUUUAGAAGUUUUAUCGGUCGGCAACAGAACGGAGAGUCCGUUACCGAAUUUGGUCGUUGAAUCAGUUCCGCUAAAAGAUGAAGGUAAUGACUCGGUGUCCGCUAAAAUGCUGUUGAAAUUUAAAAGGAUUCACGAAGGACAAGAAUCACGGGCGAACGAUACCACAACAACUUUGAAUAUGCUUUCGGAUCUCGAGAAAAAUAACACACGCGAAACGCACGAAAACGUUAUAGACUUUGAAAACAAUUUGGCGCAUAUCAAUGAGUAUUUCUCUGGCGAGACUGACAGUGAUAGAAGCGACAUAUCACGGAAACAUGGUCAUCUUGACCAAGAGAAACUGUGUACUGCAGUUGUGGAGGAUGACAAUGAUAUUGGCAUGGACAUAUCGAUAGCGACCGAUGGGAUAACUGGUCACGGCGAUGAAGAUGAGGCCCCGCCUUCAGACAAGACACAUCUGCAAACGCGCUGCUUAGAAAUUGAAGACCUAGACAAAACGCUCAAAGAAUAUUUCGAACAGCUCGACAAGAAAAUAAAUGAUAUUGAUGAUAACUCAGAUAAUGGAAACGUAAUAAAUAAAUCAGAAAUAAAAAAUCCAAUAGUUCGAAUGACGCGCUUGUCCAGUGAAGAUAUCAGUAAGGUUUCGCGCAAAAGCAUCGAAAGCACAUGUUUGAGUUCAAAAGAAAAAUCGCCCGUAGUGUCCAUAUGUAGGAUUCCUUCAUUGGAAAUCAAUAAGUGGUUGCCAUCGCAAUCUUCCAAAAGUAAACAAAAUUAUUUAAAUGAUUUUACUAAACAGAAAUCGUUUAAAGAAACCAAAUUGUAUACUAAUGAUGAACAAAGCAAAGAUUUGUGUAAGUCUUUGUAUGACGCGCACAAAUGGUUUCCGUCUCGGCGUGAAUCGAGCACGGAAAACUCUGAAAAGACCGAACCGAAUCAAAAUAAGGUCUUUAUUAGAGAAUUGCGGUUAAGAUCUCGUGAAAUAUCUGUCGUAAGUUCCACGGACGAAAGGAAAAGAAAAAAGACUAAUCGAGCUACUGAUAAGGAUCUAAAAGAACACACGAAUGACGCUAGACCCGAUGAUGUUUCUGAAGUAACAAAUGCGAGGAGAUCAAUGAUUUCGCCAAUCAAAUUGGGUGAUUUUAAGUCAGACGCGAACCAGAGAGAUAGAUCUCAAGUCGAUGAUUGCGUUAAAAGAAUUAAAGAUAUUUUUUCUCAAGGGAAGAUAGUUAAGUCAAAAUUACGAGCGCUUAAUACUGUUUCUAAAGAUGAUUUAGCGCCAGAUGAGUCCGUUUCUGAUGGUAGAGCCUUAUCGGAUUGUCGUAAACGGAAAUAUGAGGAGAAUGAAAACGAAGUGAAAAGAUUAAGAUUAGACACAGUGUAUGUGGAGAGCUCGCCGAGCCGGUCCAGCGUCAAUGAAUGGUUUAGAAGAAACGAGAUUAGCAGUAGGGAAGAGACUGUAAAUCUAUCAGUGCUGGACACUGUUCAGAACGUUCUAGAAAAACUGGAUACCACACUUGUGGACGCAAACAACAAUACGAGCAGGAAGUUAGUAAAUUUGUUCGUUGAGGCCCAGAAAGAAUUGAGCAAGCAGAAAGAAGAACGACGCAAGAUGUACAAAGAGACAGCUUCCGAUAUACUGAACGCAGUGGUCAGAUUAGUUGAUGAUAAGUUCGCCGAUUUGGACAGACGGUCACAGGAAAUGGAAACAAACUUCAUGGAGCGACUAAAGAAGCAAGCGUCUGAAGUUAUUGUAAAUGAUUGCAAACAGAAACGGGCGAUGGUACAAUUGCUGAAGGAAGACUUUAGUUCUGUGGUCGACCAUUUGAACAGAAACAAAAUUUAGUAUUUUUUAUUACUAUCCCCUAAAUAUUUUAUGUGGGUUUUAUUUCCUUUGCAUUAAGAUGAAAAACUUAAUAAUAAUUCUUUGUUAUGAUGUAUUAUAUUGUUUUGGGAUAGACGAGCGAUAAAGUAUAGAUUAUUUUAUUUUUUUAAGUUCACUAUGCAUUAUGGUCGUUUAAUGCAAUGGUCGGCCAUAGUCAAGAUAGCAGCCGGAUUGCACAUUGUGCGUAAUUGUUGGACCAUCUCCUAAUGAUUUCAUUACAGGUUAAAUUACUGUAGCGCCAUAAUUUAACAAUAUGCUUCCAGGCUAAAGGUGUUAAAAUUAAAACAACCAAGAAAUAACUAGUUUUCUAAAACCUACAUUUAUUUCAUGCAGAUGUAUUGUUGAUAUUUAUUAAUACUCAAAAUUUAAUUAAAAAUGUAUUUUUUUAAUAUAAGUGAAAUAGUUUACUUUAAGUAAAUAAUUUUAUAAAUGUUGAAAUGUUUGAAGUUUAUUAUUUGUUGAUUUAUUGAUAAUCAAAUAAUUUGAUUAUUUUUUUUGCAGUUAUGAUACCGAAUAAACUUGUAUUGUUUUAAAGUAAAAUAUUUUGUGUUGUAAGCAUUAUUAGGAACACAGAGUUCGCCAACAUCUCUUAUUAACCAUUGUAUACGUAAAGCUGACAACACAAAAGCGAAUUUAUUUGAACAUGAUGUAAAAUAAUAUUAAUUUUCAAAUUAAAAACACAUUUCGUUUU
This is a messenger RNA of Bombyx mori (domestic silkworm), 6255 nucleotides long. Its product is annotated as repetitive organellar protein. The transcript has 14 exons. The record is from RefSeq and is a predicted model, not a curated record. Bases 123 to 5525 code for a protein of 1800 amino acids. Lineage: Eukaryota; Metazoa; Arthropoda; Insecta; Lepidoptera; Bombycidae.